AUGUGUCGAGUGUGGACUAGAUUCCAAGCAACAAGAAGCGACGGCACGUCAGUAAAGUUGCGUAUUGAAGAUUUAUCCGAAUCCCGGUUCGAGGAUGCUGUAGAGUUGUUUAUACAAUACUUUGUCCUAGAAGAAACGUUUCAUAAGGCUGUAGGUGUCGCUCGAAAUCCGCAAGCGGUAGCAGAAGCUCGAGUGAUAGUGACUGAAUCAAUGAAGGAUCCUGCUUACCAUUAUGUAAUAUGUUGUGAAGAUAGAGACGACGACGAAGUUGGCCAAACAGUCGGUGCCUCCUCAAUAGAGUUAACUACAAUAGGCCCAGAACCAUUUGAAGGGAUAAAGUUAGAAUCGGAUGAGAUGCAGAAAAUGUUUGAGAUGCUGGCGGCAACGACAAAUUUGCAUAUUAUAAUGGAGGAACUACAUAUUUCAAUUUUUUAUGAUGACAGAGGCAUGAUUGUCCACCCCGAAUUCAGACAAUUAGGGAUCGCGAGGGAAUUUCUUAAGACUAGAUGUCUGGCUUGUGUGACAAACAAUGUGCCUGCUACCGGUGCUCUCAUGACCAGUAUCGCUACUCAGAAGGCUGCUGAGAAAGACAACUGGGAGACUGUCCUGGAGGUGGACCUACAGGAAUUUGGCCGUAAGCACGGCGUGACCUUCGAAGAUGGCGGCGUCAGCAAACUUAUGAUCUGGAAAAACCCGCAAUAUAAAGCCCCACAAAAGAUACAAGCUUAGUUAGU
Messenger RNA from Cydia strobilella, 734 nucleotides. RefSeq lists its product as uncharacterized. Bases 1 to 729 code for a protein of 242 amino acids. The transcript has 4 exons. The record is from RefSeq and is a predicted model, not a curated record. Lineage: Eukaryota; Metazoa; Arthropoda; Insecta; Lepidoptera; Tortricidae.